This is a messenger RNA of Rotaria sp. Silwood2, 429 nucleotides long. The record is from the annotation of a GenBank genome assembly. Lineage: Eukaryota; Metazoa; Rotifera; Eurotatoria; Philodinida; Philodinidae.
AUGGCAACAAACACAAAAAUCUCCACCGAUCAGCCGGCUUUAUCAUCUAGGGAUCGCCUUCUAUUUGUCUACAAUGCUGAUUCCGGCUUUUUAAAUAUGUUGAAGGAUUGGACUCAUAAGAUUGUACGUCCAUCAACGUACAAUUGUCAACUAUGUGCAUUGACAUAUGGCAAUACAGGAAUGCAUAAAAAAUGGCAUGUCUUCAUCUCUGGUUUAGCUUUUGACACUAUAUUUUUACAUCGUGACGAAUUCGAAAAAGAAUAUCCUAGUCUCAAGGACACACCAUUACCAUGUAUCCUUGUCGAACAAAAAAAUGAUAAACAUAUGAAAGUUGUCUUGGACGCUGAAACAAUUAAUAAACAACAGACUCUUGAUCAACUUAUUGACAUUUGUACUCAAUCUAUAAAGAAUUGCAUUGAACACCAGUAA